Molecule: messenger RNA, 726 nt
Organism: Lodderomyces margitis
Lineage: Eukaryota; Fungi; Ascomycota; Pichiomycetes; Serinales; Debaryomycetaceae
Exons: 1
Coding region: 1-726 (241 amino acids)
Biological process (GO): chromosome segregation
Cellular component (GO): Ndc80 complex
Source: RefSeq, a predicted model, not a curated record
AUGAAUGAUAGCCGAACUCAAUUACCUUACGACGGAUUCAAGAGAAAACUCACCGAAUUCGAUGCUCUAAAGGUGGAAAUGGACAAAUUUUUGGAGGAUAUAGAUCAGAAACUUACAAAUAAACAGGCAGAAUUUUCCCAUGAAGCACAUAUACAUAAACAAAUAACCAGCGAACUUAAGAGUAUUGAUGAUGACUCACGGAAAAAAGUCAGUUCGUUGUCUGCAAAAGAAUUGUCAGUAAAGCAACGGCUAGAUGAGGCAAUGGCGAAUUUAGAAAUACAAGGGACAAAAGUAAGGGAGUUGGAACAAGACAAGAAUGAGUUUCUUGAAACGAAGAAACAGUUGGAAGCAGAGAUCAAACGAUUGAAUGAAUUGAUCGAUAGGAAUCGAGAUGAGCUAAGGUCGUCGGAUGACGCUUUUGAACAAAGAUUGCAAUCAUGUAUUGGUGAAGCAUUGAAAUAUGAAUUGUUUUCGGGUAUGAGACUUGAACCUUUGGAUAAUAAUCAAAUCCAAUUUAUUUUCUUCAAUCUUGAUCCCAAUGACCCUGAUCGCAAGUUUUCCGUUGUUGUUGAUGUUGGUGGUGAAAGUUUUCUUGUUGGAGAGACUCUACCUCAAUUAUCGCGAGAGUUUUUGGAUAAUGCGCAAUUGGAAUUGAAUCAGCAUCAACAGUUAGCUCGAUUUUUGAAACAGGUGUGGAGUCAAUUUAAUUCCCUCGUUUCUUCUUGA